Messenger RNA from Capronia epimyces CBS 606.96, 1902 nucleotides. RefSeq lists its product as uncharacterized. The record is from RefSeq and is a predicted model, not a curated record. NCBI's taxonomy places the organism in Eukaryota, Fungi, Ascomycota, Eurotiomycetes, Chaetothyriales, Herpotrichiellaceae. Gene Ontology annotation, cellular component: cytosol. Bases 1 to 1902 code for a protein of 633 amino acids. Gene Ontology annotation, biological process: regulation of Golgi organization. The transcript has 4 exons.
AUGGACUCCCCUUUAACCCAGCUGCUGAGGCCCGACUCGUUUGAGCCCAAGAUCGUCCAGCUGUAUCUUCAUUUGUUCAAUGUGCUUGCUAACGAAGAUGUGGACGACGCCGUGCCCUCCGAGGGCUUCUGGCGGGAGUUCUUUCUUCUCAAGCCUGACAAGCAGAGGCUAUAUGACAUUCUUGAGCCCUUGACCGCUUUCGACCUGCUUCAUAUGCAAGCUCAGACACAGGCCUUCUUCAAGCGCGCAGUUCUGGAAUCUGGCUCCGGUGUUUGUCCUAGAAACGAAAACGCACUCGAGAACUUGACGGCUUUCCUGUGUGCCGUCUUCACCAAAAGGUACACCAACCCAAAUACCGACGUGAUCGAAGUGCUAGCCGGUCUGGAUGCCAUUGACAGGUUGAUGUCCGACCUGGUCCAGAGUCUCGAAUCCAUUAUUCGGCAGGAGGCCCAGGAGACCAUCCGCACGAGAGCCCUCCGCACAGUGCUUGCAUUGGUGUCUGGGGGCUUUCACACGAGUCUCGUCUCCUAUUUUAUGCACCGAGAUCUCUUUUCGGCCCUGAUGAAGUAUGUCCAUGACAUCCACGACAAACCGGCUCACGGACUCGAUGCAUUUAUAGUCAUCGGCAUCUUAUCGAGCUACAACAAAUUCGAGUCGCAGAAUGUGUACCAUAACCGGCUCGAAGACUUCGUCAACGAGGACACCAUUCGUCUUCUGGUCCACAACUUUGCAAGGGCUGCUGCGGCUAUCCGAGAUCAGUAUGUCGCCGUUCAGGAUGACUAUCCCGUACCCUGGAGUUUCAGCAGCACUCUAGCCAUGGUUGGACUCCGGGGCUUAUCAGCUGAUGCGAAAAAGCCGUUGCCACCUACAGAAGAAGAGGCUAAACGUUUGUUCACGUCACUGCCCCACGAAAACGCAGCGUGUAUCCUCCCUUUGUAUUCAUUUGUCCACGCAAACAAAUUGUUUGCUGCCAACUUGCUGAACAUGUCUGUUGACAAGGAUAAAGAGGCCCCCUUCUCUGCAUUCUUGUCAUCGACAUCAUACAUAUCACACCAUGCCUACCGUGGGCCACGACAGGCAACUUAUGCCACGCUCAGUCUUUUGUCAAUCAGGAUCAUGGUGGAGGACUCAGUCCUAGCAAAGAGAAUAUGCUCAGCAGAUUCCAAGAGAGUUAUCCGACUGUGCCGCCAAAGACCCCCACAUCUACCGCUGAUCACCUCCGCAAGAGUACCAGCGACAGCCAUCUUAGACAUCUGCACCGACACGCUCAGCCAUAAUCUCCGGAAGAGACUGGAUGUUCAUCUCUAUGGACUCGCUUUGGGCAUUAUGCUGAGAAUAGUCACCUACCUUGAACAAAGCAAGUCUCGCCUACAACAUCAUUGGGCAUACAUAUGGGGCUCACUUCUCUCUCUGAUGCGGUUCUUGACGCAGUAUGCAGAUGAACUCAAACAUCUGAGGGGAAUCCGGGAGGACCUAUGCGGCACUCUGGCAAGCCUGGCGGCGUUUUGCCUGUCCAAAGGUGAUGCGUUUUUGCCAGACCCGGCAAGUUUUGACGACCUGUUUUACAAGCUUAUUGAGGCGAACGAUGUGCUUCCCAGGUUCAAACAGGCUUACUCUGAUCCGUCACCGAGGUUCGAUGCUGUGAACAGGUCAAUUGACGCAUUGAUGAAUGUGUCGUCACACUACCACGAGCUUCUGAAAGCACAGCAUGGCAGGAAGACACAUCAGUCUCCAGCUGCAAUCCAGAAAGUCAUCAAGGAAGGCUAUGAGACCUUGAAUCUGGAGGCGGAUGAAGACUUUGGACGCUGGGAGAGGUGGCGUGAAAACCGCUGGAAGGCGGAGCUGAAGAAAACCAUUAGGGUUGCUGUUGAAGAUUCUAGGAUUCUAUCACUUAAAGGGUAA